Molecule: messenger RNA, 1051 nt
Organism: Puntigrus tetrazona (Sumatra barb)
Lineage: Eukaryota; Metazoa; Chordata; Actinopteri; Cypriniformes; Cyprinidae
Gene: tmem37
Product: transmembrane protein 37
Exons: 2
Coding region: 98-724 (208 amino acids)
Cellular component (GO): membrane
Molecular function (GO): calcium channel activity; voltage-gated monoatomic ion channel activity
Source: RefSeq, a predicted model, not a curated record
CGGUUAAUGUUAUACUAAAGUUAUACUGUACUUUCGACUGGAGUUGACUUGGCUUCUCCGUCUCGCUUCUCCUGGUCUGUGGGCUUUUGAAGUCAAUAUGACGGCAAUAAAAAUCAGGGUCGGGGCCGCUCCGCGUGGGAAGCCCACCCCUCUUUUUCUAGACCUGUUUUGUCGCAGCCUCAUCAUCCUGUGCACGUUCCUGUCCGUCAUCCUCUCGUCGGUCGCGGUGUGCGACGGUCACUGGCUGCUCGCCGGCCGCCGCAUGUUUGGCCUGUGGUAUUUCUGCUCACUCGAGGAGCAGCAGGGCCCCGCGUCGGGGGCCCAGAGCUUUAAAGCGUCCUCUAACUGCACCAGACGGCUGGAGGAGGCAGGGGUGGAUGGUCUGGCCGCGGGCUUGGCGGCGUGUCGUUCUGUGAUCACUCUGGCCGUGGUCAGCGCCGUAUUCGGCCUGGAGUUGCUCGUCAUGUCGCAGGCCAGCGAAGGCAGGGACUCCAGUCGGCGCUGGACCUUCGGGGCACGGCUGGUGCUGCUGGCCGGGGUGAUGGCCGCCGGAGGCCUCGCGGCUUUUAUACUGCUGUUAGGGGCCUUUGCCACGCUCCUCGGGUUUACCCUCACCUUCUGGUGUCAGUUCACCGCCACCUUCCUGUUCUUCCUCAAUGGAGCGGCAGCGCGGCACAUCCAGCGCUUUGAACCGCUCUUUAAUGGACAUCCCGACAAACUGUAGAAAGAAGGCUAACAUAAACUCUUGGAGAAGCUGGAUUAGGAGCUGCUGUCGGUGCAUUCUUUGCAUCAAGUGAUUUUGACGCUUCAUAAAUGAUGAUUUAUAAAUAGUGAACUUUCUAGAAAGGCCCCAAGAAGGCCCUAUGUGUAAAUGUUUAUGAAGGAAUUUUUUAUUUCCUAUUUUAUAAUGCGUUUAAUUCCAUUGUCAUUCAUUUUAAAUAAAUUUGAUUUCAUUUAAUAUUGAUGACCAGCAGCUGACAACUGAUUCUAGUUUAAUCUCUAAACAAUGCAUCUUUACAGUUAACUUAAUAAAGAAUAGUUAUUGAACAGA